This is a messenger RNA of Venustampulla echinocandica, 420 nucleotides long. RefSeq names its product putative 60S ribosomal protein L26-2. Gene Ontology annotation, biological process: cytoplasmic translation; ribosomal large subunit biogenesis. Gene Ontology annotation, molecular function: structural constituent of ribosome; RNA binding. The transcript is spliced from 3 exons. Gene Ontology annotation, cellular component: cytosolic large ribosomal subunit; ribosome. The record is from RefSeq and is a predicted model, not a curated record. Lineage: Eukaryota; Fungi; Ascomycota; Leotiomycetes; Helotiales; Pleuroascaceae. Bases 1 to 420 code for a protein of 139 amino acids.
AUGACGAAGAUCAACUCCGCCCUCCACUCCUCCCGGAGGAAGUCCCGCAAGGCCCAUUUCGAGGCACCCUCCAGCGUCAGGCGGACAAUCAUGAGCGCACCCUUGAGCAAGGAGCUCCGAGAGAAAUAUAACGUUCGCUCGAUCCCCAUCCGAAAGGACGAUGAAGUCCUCGUUGUACGAGGCUCCAACAAAGGCCGCGAGGGAAAGAUCACCUCCGUCUACCGCCUCAAGUACGUUGUGCACAUCGAGCGUGUUGUCAAGGAGAAGUCAUCCGGUCAAUCCGUUCCCCUCGGCGUCCACCCCUCGAAAGUCGUCAUCACCAAGUUGAAGCUCGAUAAGGACCGUGAGAACAUCCUUGAGCGCAUCAAGACCGGUCGGGAAAUCAAGCAGAAACUGAAGGAGAAGGCCAAUAAGGCAUAA